Molecule: messenger RNA, 2094 nt
Organism: Lipotes vexillifer (Yangtze River dolphin)
Lineage: Eukaryota; Metazoa; Chordata; Mammalia; Artiodactyla; Lipotidae
Gene: UROC1
Product: urocanate hydratase 1
Exons: 20
Coding region: 64-2094 (676 amino acids)
Biological process (GO): L-histidine catabolic process
Molecular function (GO): urocanate hydratase activity
Source: RefSeq, a predicted model, not a curated record
CCUCGACGGCCCAGGCUCUCCGCGGCCCCCGCAGAGUGGGCCUCCGCCUCGCCUCUGCCAGACAUGUCCAGCCUCCAGGCGCUGUGCUCCGGCCUGCCCUUGCGGCCCCUCCCAGAGAACCGGGGACGCUGGGCCGGGGUGCCCCACGCCCCGGUCAGGACCCCCGGCCUCAGCCCCGCUGAGGAGCAGCUGGCGCUGAGGAACGCCCUCCGGUACUUCCCCCCGGACACGCAGGAGCUGCUGGCCCCCGAGUUCGCCCAGGAGCUGCGGCUGUAUGGACACAUCUAUAUGUACCGCUUCUGCCCCGAGCUUGAAAUGAGGGCCUACCCAGUGGAGCAGUACCCCUGCCGGACGAGAGUGGCUGCAGCUAUCAUGCACAUGAUCAUGAACAACCUGGACCCUGCCGUGGCCCAGUUUCCCCAGGAGCUUGUGACCUACGGAGGAAAUGGGCAGGUGUUCAGCAACUGGGCUCAGUUCUGGCUGACAAUGUCCUACUUGUCCCAGAUGACAGAGGAGCAGACGCUGGUCAUGUAUAGCGGACACCCCCUGGGCCUCUUCCCCAGCAGCCCCGGGGCCCCGAGGCUGGUCAUCACCAAUGGGAUGGUCAUUCCCAACUACUCCUCCAGGGUGGAGUAUGAGAAGCUCUUCGCCAUGGGGGUUACCAUGUACGGCCAGAUGACGGCGGGCAGUUACUGCUACAUUGGUCCCCAAGGCAUCGUCCAUGGCACAGUGCUCACCGUGCUGAAUGCCGGGCGGCGGUACCUGGGCGUCCAGGACCUGGCCGGGAAGGUCUUUGUCACCUCCGGGCUCGGCGGGAUGAGUGGGGCUCAGGCCAAAGCCGCCGUCAUCGUGGGGUGUGUCGGCGUGAUUGCAGAGGUGGAUGGGGCGGCCCUCAUGAAACGCCACAAGCAAGGCUGGCUGAUGGAAGUGACCGACAGCUUGGACCGCUGCAUUGAAAGACUCAGGGAAGCGAGGAAGAGGAAGGAGGCCCUCAGCCUUGGUUACCAUGGCAACGUGGUGGAUCUUUGGGAGCGCCUGGUCCGUGAACUGGACAUGACGGGGGAGCUUUUGGUGGACCUGGGGUCAGACCAGACGUCCUGCCACAACCCGUUCAACGGUGGCUACUACCCCGUUCAGCUGGGCUUCGCAGAGGCCCAGAGCCUCAUGGCCUCCGACCCUGCUGCCUUCAAAGCCCUGGUCCAGGAAAGCCUGAGGAGGCACGUCUCGGCCAUCAACAGGCUGGCCCAGGAGAACUUUUUCUUUUGGGACUAUGGCAACGCCUUCCUCCUGGAGGCCCAGAGAGCAGGGGCUGACGUGGGGAAGACGGGCGCCAACAGGACGGAGUUCCGCUACCCGUCGUACGUCCAGCACAUUAUGGGGGACAUAUUCUCCCAGGGAUUUGGGCCUUUCCGCUGGGUGUGCACAUCCGGGGACCCGCAGGACCUGGUGGUCACGGAUCAGCUGGCCACGUCAGUGCUGGAGGAGGCCAUUGCUGGUGGAGUGAAUCCGGCUGUGGAGCAGCAGUACGUGGACAACAUCCGCUGGAUCCGGGAGGCCUCCCAGCACCGGCUGGUGGUGGGCUCCCAGGCCAGGAUCCUGUACUCGGACCAGAAAGGCCGUGUGGCCAUCGCCGUGGCCUUCAACCAAGCCAUCGCCCGUGGGAAGAUCAAGGCACCGGUGGUCCUGAGCCGAGACCACCACGACGUAAGCGGCACAGACAGCCCAUUCAGGGAGACCUCCAACAUUUGUGACGGCUCUGCCUUCUGUGCGGACAUGGCCGUGCAGAACUUCGUGGGAGGUGCAUUCCGGGGAGCCACCUGGGUUGCCCUGCACAACGGCGGGGGUGUCGGCUGGGGUGAGGUGAUCAACGGGGGAUUUGGCCUUGUGCUGGACGGGACCCAGGAGGCUGAGCAGAAGGCCAGGAUGAUGCUCAGCUGGGACGUCUCCAACGGAGUGGCCCGCCGCUGCUGGUCCGGGAACCCGAAGGCCUACGAGAUCAUCUGCCAGGCGAUGCGGGACGACAGGGGCUUGGUGGUGACGCUGCCCCAUGAGGUGGCGGAUGAGCGUGUGCUGCAGCGGGCCCUGCGGCUGUGA